Messenger RNA from Exophiala mesophila, 789 nucleotides. RefSeq lists its product as uncharacterized. The record is from RefSeq and is a predicted model, not a curated record. Bases 1 to 789 code for a protein of 262 amino acids. NCBI's taxonomy places the organism in Eukaryota, Fungi, Ascomycota, Eurotiomycetes, Chaetothyriales, Herpotrichiellaceae. The transcript has a single exon.
AUGGCGACCGAAACUCGGAUCACUUAUUCGCCAGACAAAGUCUGGAUCGAGAAGUUCAUCAGUCUCCUGAGCCGUUCGUACAUUUCCACCCCACUGACCACUGCCUUUAUCACCGAAAUCGACAAGACCCCGUCCUCGGCCCAUCGAAGCGAUGUUAUCACCACAGACCGUCUCACAAAACAUUUCACACUGGGCAUUACCGCUGCCGCUCGGAGCAACGUGGUUCUAGUCGAGUCUGGCGAUUUUACCGCUGCGGCGCUCUGGGAACCACCCGACUUUUGCGGCAUUCCUCCUUCCCAAGCUCGUGCGAACCCUGGUCCUAUAUUACAAGAAUGGCGAAGCACUGCCCGCAAGCUCAAGGCAAAAUACCUUGCUGUCCCAGAUACGGGCCCUCAUAGCUACGACCAGCCUGCAGCUCCGUCUCAAUCUUCCGGAGCCCCGUCUGAAGACCCAUACCCUGCAGAUUUCAACAAAGAUACCGACUAUGAGACCCGACCCUUUUAUCACCUGGCUAUACUGGCCCGGGAUCCCGACGUGGAUCAGAAAAAGUCGUCUGCCGCCUUCGUCGCGACGAUGGAUGUGCUCUUGAAUAAGGCCAAACAGGAGAGGGUGCCCGUAUACCUAGAGACUGCAGCAGUGUCGUCCAGAGAUGAGUAUCAACAGCUGGGAUUCAAGGUGCUCGAAGAGGUAGUCAUAGGCAAGGGAAGGGUUGAUGCCAGUGGCUGGCCUAAGGAAGGGGGUGAGGGUGUCAAGACAUGGGCCCUGAUAUAUGAAGAGCAUCUGAAUUAA